UAAACUAUAAAUCGCAAACCGGGUCAAAGGGGGACUUUUCGGCAGGUAUAACAAAUGAUGUUAUGCACAACAAAUGAUAAUAGGAUAAACUCCGUUGGCGCUCACAGUGACCUUGGAUUUAUACACAGCAGAUGACGUAAAGUAUUUCCCGGAGCGGAUUGAGUCUUUGUAAAGUUUCUUUUCAGCUUCACAUUCUUUUCAGACCCACAUUGUGGUCCAAAUCUAAAAGCGCCCGGUAAUAGGGCCUACACAAUCGUACUUUUUUAUUUGUUGGGUGAGAGUAAUCGUUUGUUUUUCGUGUGUGAGGCGAGUGUGGCACAUGCACACCUUAAUAUGUACCAAGGGAUUUUGUUUGCUGAUAUAGCAUCCUAGGUAUAUAAGUGGGUGGUCUUGCGUUCCAGUUUAUUCCUGUCCUUAUUUUGUUGAUGAGCUGAAUAUGGACGUGGACAAGUCACUUCGUGUGCUCGGAAGUUUUGGCCGUCUGCAGGCUCUCAACUACUUCACGUAUGUCCUUGCUGUCAGCGUAGCUGCUUGGCAUAUCACUGGUGUUUCAUUCACCAUUGGGCAGCCAGACAACAACCGAUGUAGAAUACCAGAGAAUGAGACGAGCUUUACGACUCCCCUCGAUGACGGCUGUCACCAGAUUGUCUACUAUGACAAUGACACGGACGGCGACAAUGAGACGAUGGCAUGUACGGAUGGGUGGGAGUAUGACACUGUCCAUGGCGAGACCAGUGUUGUCACAGAUCUGAAUCUGGUUUGCGACCGGGCCAUUCUUGGGAGUACUCUCCAGUCAGUUCAUUUUGGUGGUUGCCUUCUUGGAUCUUACGUCACCGGGCAGAUGUCAGAUAUCUUCGGUCGUCGCCUCACCCUGUUAGGGUCGCUAGUGGGUAUCGUAGUGACUGGUACGGGAUUCAGCUUCGCACAGAGCUACGGACUGAUGAGUUUUCUGAAAUUCCUCCACGGUUGCUUUAUUCCUGGGUUAAUUCUCGUGCCUUACGUCCGCAUCAUCGAAAUGUUCCCUCCCAGCUUUCGUGUCAGGUCACAUUUGGGUUGUGAAAUGCUAUGGUGCCUUGGGCUGGUCCUCGUCGGACCCUUGGCGUACAUCUUGCCAAAUUGGAGGCACCUACAGCUAGUCAUGUCACUUCUGGCUGCCCCUCUCAUCUUACUGGUUUGGUACUCUUAUGAAUCGGUAAGAUGGCUCCUUCAGAAAGGUCGAGUAGACGAAGCUGAGAAGAUCUUCCAGCGGAUCUCCAAGUCCAAGAACAUCUCCCACGUUGGUGGUUACUUUGUCCUUCCUCAGCAGGAACAGGAACAUGAGCUGACAAACGGAUCAUCGAGGCCGGAACUUUCAGACGAAAAGCCACCAUUGGAUAUUAAGGCUUCAGAUUAUAAUCGCCUGGAGAGUGACGUUCCGGCCAUAAAGGAUGCUAAAAAGUACACCCUGUUGGAUCUGUUCCGGACCCGUGCUUUGGCCAUACGAACACUGAUCGUGUUGUAUUGCUGGUUUGCAUGUUCAGCUGUCUACUACGGGUUCUUCCUGAUAUCGGCUAAUCUAGUUGGAAAUAUGUACGUCAACUUCACGUUGAUGUCAUUAACAGAGGCUCCUUGUUACAUCGCUAACUACUUCGUCACAAUCAGGUUUGGCCGUAGACGUCCCCUUAUUACUUACUUUAUCGUCAGUGGAGUGGCGUGUGUGAUUACGGGACUAAUACCUGAUGAGUCAGGUGACGGUACAGAUCUCAGCAUGUUGAAGUUGGGACUAGCAAUGAUUGGGAGGUUUUUUGCAUCCACGGCCUUUGAUCUGACGUACCUGGUGACAAUUGAAAUGUUUCCAACCGUGCUGAGAAAUGCAGCAGCUGGAGCAGCCUCGUUGAUCGGCCGUGUUGGGGGUAUGGUGGCGCCGUUCAUUGUCUUCCUCAAUGUAAUACACAGCUCCAUUCCGUUCAUUGUGUUCGGUGUGGUGUCACUCAUUGCCGGGAUGCUGGUCUUCCCCCUACCGGAGACUAACAACCGAUCCCUGCCAGAAACCUUGGACGAUGGAGAAAAACUAGCCGAGAAAGACGAAGCUGAGGAGGCUCAACCCACAAAUGUAUGAAGGAAAAACAUUUGCAGACAUGUAUAAACCUUAGUACCAGUGUCGAGGGGUUUGCCCCUGUGUUUGUAAUGCCCGUACGCCAAAUUAACCCUAGGACCCCAAUGUGCCUUAAUAGCCGCCAUCUUUGAUGUGACGUGCACGCUUGAAAUGCUAUUAUUGGCUGACUGAGAGAUGUGCGCAAGUGUAACAUUUUACUCUUGUAAUUCAAGAAAUGGGGCACCUGUGGGACGUUGAAUUCACGAAUAUCAGCUCAAUUUGGUUUUCGUGACGCGUCUUCCGAGUUCGAAGCUCCGGUUUUGUUUGUACAAAAACCAAAACCAUUGUGUCCACGUAAUAUUGGAAGGUGUGUAUGUUUGCAUUUAUUCGGCGGGCCAAUUUCAGGGGAUGGUAAUCUUUAACUAACUUUGUAUAGCACACAUUUGUGUAUAUCAAACUUACUUUUAUACACUUUUCGUAAAUUGUUUUUUAUGUAUAGCUAUAACUGCUUCAGUAAUUUAAUAAUUUAGUCAACAAUAUUUACUCAGCUUAAACGACAUUUAUUAUAUUGUUUUUUAAGAAUGUUUUUUUUUUAUCCAGAAACAUAAAUAUUACAUUCGGCAAUUGUUCUCGUACUGCGAUAGAUGAAUUCCCAAAUGCUUGCUUAUGUAUGUUUAGAUGAUCUCCCCAUCAAGGGAAGUCGGCAAACACCCGUAUUGCUAAAAACAGCCGUUCUCUGGCCACAUUGGUAAUUACUCAAAAUAGUUAUUAGCAUAAAACCUUACUUGGUAACAAGUAAUGGGGAGCUGUUGAUG
This is a messenger RNA of Asterias rubens (European starfish), 2889 nucleotides long. Its product is annotated as organic cation transporter protein-like. The transcript is spliced from 9 exons. The record is from RefSeq and is a predicted model, not a curated record. Gene Ontology annotation, molecular function: transmembrane transporter activity. Gene Ontology annotation, biological process: transmembrane transport. Bases 437 to 2098 code for a protein of 553 amino acids. Gene Ontology annotation, cellular component: membrane. NCBI's taxonomy places the organism in Eukaryota, Metazoa, Echinodermata, Asteroidea, Forcipulatida, Asteriidae.